Messenger RNA from Trichomycterus rosablanca, 2692 nucleotides. It is a transcript of the gene loxl3a, whose product is annotated as lysyl oxidase-like 3a. Gene Ontology annotation, molecular function: copper ion binding; protein-lysine 6-oxidase activity. Lineage: Eukaryota; Metazoa; Chordata; Actinopteri; Siluriformes; Trichomycteridae. Bases 94 to 2295 code for a protein of 733 amino acids. Gene Ontology annotation, cellular component: membrane. The record is from RefSeq and is a predicted model, not a curated record. Gene Ontology annotation, biological process: collagen fibril organization; peptidyl-lysine oxidation. The transcript has 14 exons.
CAGUCAUGAACAUAGUCUGCUCAGAGAGUCCACAAAAAGCUGCUUUGGGGUUAUUAUAACUGGCUGGGGUGACGCCGUACCUAAACCUGGACCAUGGUGAGACUUUGGGAUUUAGUGGUGCUACUGGGUACUGUCUGGCUUCCAUCCUCUUUGUGUCAGACUGUCUCCCCUCAAGCUGGCAAGCUAAAGUUUCGUCUGGCCGGUUACCCACGCAAACACAACGAGGGCCGGGUGGAGAUCUUUUAUAACGGAGAUUGGGGCACAAUCUGUGAUGACGACUUCACUCUGACGAAUGCCCAUGUGCUCUGUCGCCACCUAGGAUUUGUGGAGGCUCUAAGCUGGUCACAUAGUGCCAAGUAUGGAGCAGGCACAGGUAAAAUCUGGCUGGAUAACGUGAUAUGCAGAGGUUCAGAAAACAGCAUUGAGAAGUGUGUAUCUCGAGGAUGGGGGAACAGUGAUUGCACUCACGAUGAGGAUGCAGGGAUUGUCUGUAAAGAUGAGAGGCUGCCUGGGUUUUUGGAUGUCAACAUCAUUGAAAUGCAGGUGGAUACGAACAGGAUGCAGGAGAUUCGUUUCCGCUCCAGUAAUGCUCGACUGCCUGUUACUGAAGGUGUGGUGGAGGUGAAAUUUAAGGAAGGAUGGGCUCAUAUCUGCAACAUUAACUGGACCAGCAAAAACUCUCGAGUGGUCUGUGGCAUGAUGGGAUUCCCCUCAGAGAGGACAAUCGAGAGAAAGACACACAGUCACAACAGUGUGUAUAGAAUCCAGUCUGUCACCUGCAGUGGGAAUGAAGUUCAUCUCUCAGCCUGUUCUGUGGAGUUCAGUCAGAACACUAGCGCCCCCUGUCCUGGUGGAGGUCCUGUUGCAGUGAGCUGUGUACCAGGACCUCAGUUCACUAGAGAUCACAAGCACAGGGGCAAGCAGCACAGAAGCAAGCUCAAGCUUAAAUCUACAGUGCGUCUGAAGGGUGGUGCAAAGGUGGGUGAAGGCCGGGUGGAGGUACUGAAGGGGACUGAGUGGGGAACUGUGUGUGAUGAUCGCUGGAACCUGAAUUCAGCAAGUGUGGUGUGCAGACAGUUGGGCUUUGGUACUGCUAAAGAGGCUCUGACUGGAGCACACAUAGGGCAAGGCAUGGGUCCCAUCUACAUGAAUGAGGUACAGUGUCGUGGGGAUGAGAAGAGCUUGUGGGACUGUCCUCAUAACAACAUAACCAAGAAGUGCAAACACAUGGAAGACGCUGCUGUCAAGUGCAACAUCCCUUACAUGGGUCAUGAAAAAAUGAUCCGUCUCACUGGUGGACGUACAAAUCUAGAGGGAAGGGUAGAAAUUCAGGCUACGAAUGGCAGUGCUUUAAAGGAGUGGGGCCUGAUCUGCGGGGAUGACUGGACUUCUCGAGAGGCCAUGGUGGUAUGCAGACAGCUGGGAUUGGGAUAUGCCAGCAGUGGCCUGAGAGAAACGUGGUACUGGGACAGCAGUAAUGUGACUGAGAUGAUAAUGAGUGGAGUGAAGUGUCGUGGAGAUGAAAUGACUCUAAAUGACUGCCAGCACCAUCAGGUUGUCAGCUGCAGGAGGGCAGGAGCUGAGUUUGCUGCUGGAGUCAUCUGCUCAGACAUGGUAUCAGACCUGGUGCUAAAUGCUCCUCUGGUGGAGUACAGUGUUUACAUCGAGGACCGACCACUGCAUUUGCUGUACUGUGCAGCGGAGGAGAACUGCCUCUCCAAAUCUGCAGCCAGAGCCAAUUGGCCUUACGGGCAACGACGCCUGCUCCGCUUCUCAUCAGAGAUCCACAAUGUAGGCCGGGCCGACUUCCGUCCCCGCUUGAGUCGUCACUCCUGGGUGUGGCAUGAAUGCCACAGGCACUAUCACAGCAUGGAUAUUUUUACCCACUAUGACCUGCUGGAUCUCAAUGGCACAAAAGUGGCAGAUGGUCACAAAGCCAGCUUCUGCCUGGAGGAUACAGACUGCCAUGAAGGUGUUUCAAAACAAUAUGAGUGUGCCAACUUCGGUGAGCAGGGCAUCACGAUCGGCUGCUGGGACACGUACAGGCAUGAUAUUGACUGCCAGUGGAUUGACAUUACAGACGUUCAACCGGGAAACUACAUUCUGCAGGUUGUUAUAAAUCCUAACUUUGAGGUUGCUGAAAGUGACUUUACCAAUAACGCCAUGCGCUGCAACUGUAAAUAUGAAGGCAAUCGAAUCUGGUUGCAUAACUGCCAUUUAGGUGAUUCCUACAGUGCAGAAGCAGAGAAGCUAUUUGAAGUUUAUCCUGGUCAGCUCAAUAAUCAGAUCUCAUAACAGCAGCUACCAAUUCAUGCAACCGAUUUUAGACACCUCAUUUAUGAGCCAGUAAAGAUUUAUAGUGUGUUAUUGUUUUUGAGUUUUAUUAUCCUCAAAAUUUUUAUCAGGGACAUCUCCAUAGCUUUUCAUUUAUUGUAUUGUAUUAUUGUAUUGCCACUUGGAGCUGGUAAAGAACUAUAAAAGGGUUUAUAUUAGUCCUUUGCCAAUUUAAAAGAAAACAAGAAAUAGCUAAAGGUAGCAUACAAGUUAACGCAUCCUCAUCCCCAUCAUGAGCCAUACCAAAUGAAUUUUUUACUGGGGGAAUAUUAAUGACCCCUUUCUACCUAAAUCAAGUUAAGAAAGUAUAUUGAGCAGUUAUAAUGAAUGUCUAAUAAAGUUUUAGUGUUUUCAACAA